AUGGGUUCUAGCCACUAUCAAUCAUAUCUCAAGGCAAUCGGAGCUCAAGACAAAGCCCGAUCUGUUAGUUCACCGACAACCUCCAUCCCCCGAAAACCUGCGAACCGAUCAAUCUCGCCUGCCAGCAUCUCCUCACCAAUACACACGCAAAAUGCACCGCAAACUCCCAACACACAGCCACGCAGCGUAAGUGGCACGCCUGCAUCCACGGCACCUUCGUCUGUCUCCAACAUUCCACAGCCGCCAGCAACUCCAUUAGCGAGUCACCCACCUGACUUGCCAAAAAUCAAGCAGUCCAACCUAACAGCCAUUACACCCGAUCAAAUUUCGUCUGCCCUGUCUUCCGCUUUGACCUUGCAGAACGCAGCAUCUACUCAACAUGACAAGAGACCGUUUACAGCCUUGCUACUCGGGCCCGACAACUCCACCACCUUGUUGAGCCACUUCUCAAUUUCUCAUAUUCGCCACGCCGAAUCUGAGCUGGCCCGAUUGGCCUCAGAUCACUUUCCCUCUAGCUACUUGGCUUCUUGCACUUUGGUCAGCACAUGGGAGCCUUGUGCUAUGUGUGCUGGUACUAUCUACUGGUCUGGAAUUGGCCGAGUCAUCUACGCCGCUAGCGAGAGCAAGUUAAAAGACCUGACCGGUGACAAUAAUGAUGAGAACCUUACAAUGUCUUUGCCCUGCAGAACGGUUCUCCGUGCCGGUCAGCGCGAUGUCGAGGUGAUUGGACCUGUGUUAGAAUGGGAAUCGAAGGUGUUGCAGGAGGCUUCCCGCUGGUGGCAGCAACAUGGCGGUAAAGACACUCUCAGCAAAGCAGCCAGCAUCCGAAGCAAUGGUACAGGCCAUGCAUCUCGUGAGAGCAUAAGUACGCCAAUGACCUGGACCCAUGAGGACAGCGUACUGAGCUCAAUUGGCGAAGAUGGCGAAUACAAGGCUGAUUUAGACAUUGAUUGGAUGCGCUGA
Cyphellophora europaea CBS 101466 is the source of this 963-nucleotide messenger RNA. RefSeq lists its product as uncharacterized. Gene Ontology annotation, molecular function: guanosine deaminase activity. The record is from RefSeq and is a predicted model, not a curated record. NCBI's taxonomy places the organism in Eukaryota, Fungi, Ascomycota, Eurotiomycetes, Chaetothyriales, Cyphellophoraceae. The transcript has a single exon. Bases 1 to 963 code for a protein of 320 amino acids. Gene Ontology annotation, biological process: purine nucleoside catabolic process.